Perognathus longimembris pacificus (Pacific pocket mouse) is the source of this 974-nucleotide messenger RNA. It is a transcript of the gene Psmb5, whose product is annotated as proteasome 20S subunit beta 5. The coding region runs from base 19 to 825 and encodes 268 amino acids. The record is from RefSeq and is a predicted model, not a curated record. Gene Ontology annotation, molecular function: threonine-type endopeptidase activity. Lineage: Eukaryota; Metazoa; Chordata; Mammalia; Rodentia; Heteromyidae. The transcript has 3 exons. Gene Ontology annotation, cellular component: proteasome core complex.
CGCCCGCCCGCUGCAGACAUGGCGCUGGCCAGUGUGGCGGAGCGGCCGCGGCCGCUGCCCGAGGGCCGCCGGGGCUUCUUUGGCCUCGGAGGUCGGGCGGACCUGGCGGACCUGGCGGACCUGGGUCCGGGGAGUCCCAGCGGCGGGCUGAGCCUGGCUGCGCCCGCCUGGGGCGCCCCCGAGGAGCCGCGAAUCGAGAUGCUUCACGGCACCACCACGCUGGCCUUCAAGUUUCGCCAUGGAGUCAUUGUUGCAGCAGACUCUCGGGCCACAGCUGGGGCUUACAUUGCUUCCCAGACUGUGAAGAAAGUAAUAGAGAUCAACCCCUACCUUCUGGGCACCAUGGCUGGGGGUGCAGCGGAUUGCAGCUUCUGGGAGCGGCUGUUGGCCCGGCAGUGUCGAAUCUAUGAGCUUCGAAAUAAGGAACGCAUCUCCGUGGCAGCUGCCUCCAAACUUCUUGCCAAUAUGGUGUAUCAGUACAAAGGCAUGGGGCUGUCCAUGGGCACCAUGAUCUGUGGCUGGGAUAAGAGAGGCCCUGGCCUGUACUACGUGGACAGCGAAGGGAACCGGAUUUCUGGUGCUGCCUUUUCUGUAGGUUCUGGCUCUGUGUAUGCCUAUGGGGUCAUGGAUCGAGGCUACUCCUAUGACUUGGAAGUGGCUGCGGCCUAUGAUCUGGCCCGGCGGGCCAUCUACCAAGCUACCUACAGAGACGCCUACUCGGGAGGUUCAGUCAACCUGUACCACGUGCGUGAAGACGGCUGGAUCCGCGUCUCCAGUGAUAAUGUAGUCGAUCUGCAUGAGAAGUACAGCAAGUCUAUCCCUUGAGGGGUGGAUUUCUUGGGGUGACUGUCAUUGGUAAUAUUACAACACCCUUUCUAGAGCAGAGGAGUCCACAGUUAUAUCUGUACGUUUUUAUAAAGCCCCUGAAACAUUGAUUGCUGUGUGUCACCCCUUAUAAAUGAGCUGCCACAGGC